Messenger RNA from Aplysia californica (California sea hare), 1241 nucleotides. Its product is annotated as short coiled-coil protein B. The record is from RefSeq and is a predicted model, not a curated record. The transcript has 5 exons. Gene Ontology annotation, cellular component: trans-Golgi network. Bases 194 to 559 code for a protein of 121 amino acids. NCBI's taxonomy places the organism in Eukaryota, Metazoa, Mollusca, Gastropoda, Aplysiida, Aplysiidae.
CGUGUGCUGGCACAUUGUGUACGCACAAUUCCAUGACGUCAGCUCACGUGAUACACAUAAAUAUGGCACCCGUCGUCUAGAGUUGUUGAGAACAUAAAGCAGAAGAAGGACAAAGGUGUGACGGGGCUAUCUGAUCGAAGCAACGAGAGGUUUGGCUUGUUUAGAAAUUUGUAUCACAUCGGACCUCCCAGCCAUGUCUAAUAAAGAAAACAGUGAUCUCAGCAAUGUUCCUCUCUCAAGUGACAGCGAUCAAGGUGAUCACGCACCGUCUGAGGUCAACAGUGAAAACAACAAAAAUGAAGCUUUCUCAGGAAAUGCAGCACCUAUAAGUCUGGACCCAGAUGCAAACCCUGAAGAUGAAGAGGAAAAGCAAAGAUUGAUAGCCCAGGUUCUGGAAAGGCAAAACACUCUAGAUGAUCUGUCGUCGCGAGUAGACACGGUGAAGGUGGAGAACCUCAAGCUGAAGUCGGAGAACCAGGUGUUGGGCCAGUACAUCGAGAACCUGAUGGCGGCCAGUAGCGUGUUCCAGUCCGCCUCCCCCAAGGCCAAGAAGAAAUAGGUGGGUGCCGUCGCGUGGACCCCGCCGCCCUUCCCAACUUUCCCUGUCGUCUCUUAGUCCACCUCCCCCCCCUGCACUUGAUUUCAAUUUACAGUGGUGCCGCAUUUCUGGAAGUUACUUCUGGAAGUUCCGGAUUUUGGAGCGUUUGUUUGAGUCGUUUUUGUUUCCUGUAACGGUAUGAUGAGAGUUUGUGUACCCCCACCCCCCCUCUUUUGUACAUACAUAAAUAUAUUAUAUAGAUCUUUACUCACUGUGGACUUUUGUGUUUGCUUACAUAUUUGGUAAAUUCUUGACUCAAGGUUUUUUUGAUACAGCCAAGUUAGUAGCCAACUUUUUACUAAUAUUAUCAUUGCUGUUAUUACUGCUAUUAAUACUAUUAUUAUUAUCGUUAUCGUUGUUGUUGUCUUUAUUUUUUGUUUUUGUUGUUCUUAUUUGUGAUACAUGAUGUCUUGGCUUUCUACUCAUGAACUGGACCAGUAGAAUAUUUCCUCCCUUUGAGUGAGCGAAGAAGUCUUUCUGUACAGUGUUUAUUACACCAACUCCAAACUCCCUCAGCGAAUAACCCACUAACUAACUGCAGGUGUAUCAUCAUCGUGCGUAUCUUCUUGGAUAUAUUAUUCCAACCAAAAAUUGCCUGUUUGCGGUUUAGUUAUCUAGUUUUUACUCAUGUGUUUUAAAAUAU